AUGCGAGAAUCGAAUCACAGCUUUCCUGCGAAUGGGAGGGCCGCCAUCUGCGUCCAGUCGGGCGUCUACGACCGAAGAGCGCUCGACGCGCCGACGGCCUCUCUCCCGCUCAUCAACUCGCUUACACACCUCUCCUAUCUGACCGCGACCUCUCCCCGAAUCCGUGAGAUCCUCGCACACGACGGUGGACUCGAGCGGAUAGUGCGCAUUUUGAAGCACUGCGCGCAGGGCGGGCCUCCUGCGCAACAAGCCGCGUCGCUGGCCGACUUGAAGGGCAAAGGAAAGGGUGCGCUGCCCCGCGCAAGCAGGAAGAGCCCGUUCAAGGCGUUCGCCGAGUACGACCUCUUGCCUACGCUUGACGACUUGCGCGAGUUGGAAGAGUCGGAUGUGGACGGGGCGUUGCUCGCGCUCGUUCCGGACGGCGACGUGACGGGAUACACCUACUCGGUCCCUUCGUCCCUCCUCCUCCCGCCACCAAGCAAGUUCCGCCACCUCCUCUACACCUACUCGCUCGCCUUUCAGUGCAUCGUCAACAUCGGCGUGCGCGGGAACGAGGCCAUCCGUACGCGCGUCGUCGAAGCUGGCGCGGUGGACGUCGUCGUCUUUGUCCUCCAGCGGUACCUCGAGGAGAUUGCGCGAAAGCGCAUGCAGAAUAUUGUCGAGUGGCAGAAGAAGGAGAAUGAGCGGAUUGCGAGGAUGGAGUGGAUGGCGAGGCAUGGCCUUGCGAGGGAGGUUGAGGGUGCGGCGAUGGAUGUUGAGGAGGAGGAGGAGGACGGUGCGGCACAGCAGCAGCACUACCAGAUUGUUCCGACUUCUGCGUCGUCGACGUCUGUCUCGCCCGUCUCGUCUGUCCCCGUCUCGCCCCUCCCACCUUCGCCGCCCGUCCCAGCACACAUCGUCGUCCCUCCCUCGACCGUCUCCCGCCCGCUUCUCACGCGCCUCAACGUCGUAGCCGCCUCAUCAGCCGCCGCGUCCGCCGCUUUGCCCGCAACCUCCCUGCUCCACCCACCUCCUUCGCGUGUGCACACGCCCGACACCGUUCUCAGCCUCGACGAUGCCUCGAUCACGGGCGACGAGAACGGCUCGACGUCCGGCCAGGAAGUCGAAGCGGACGAGGUCGUGAUGGCUUCGUCUGUGCCGUCUUCGUCGUCGUCGACUAUCGGAGCGGCGGCGAGGGUCCGGUCGGAGAUGGAGCGUGUCAAGGCAGCUGAGGACGCGGAGAUGGCUACUCCUGUCCCGCCUGCGCAGGCGGCGGACGAGAGUGGGGAUGUCGAGAUGGGCGAUGCGGACGAGGCGCAGCGACGGACUGAGACUGCUCAGCCUGCUGUUCCGCAGCGGUCGUCGCGGAGGCCUGCACGGCCGUCGAACCCGCGUACUCGCUCGCUCCCGUUGCCGAAUCAGCAGCGGUACGAGCCGACUCUCCGCCCUGCUCAGCCCGCUCGCGCCGCACCUUCGCCUCCUCCUGCCCCUUCGCCCUCGCCCUCGCUUGCCCCGUCCGACGGCUCCUUCCCUUUCCGCGAGGAAGACGUCCUGCACUCGCUCCAGCUCCUCGCAUACUUGAGCAAGUACCCGCACGUCCGGCAGUUGUUUCACGAGCCGUCUCCCGCGCUCGCUGCAUCGGCGUCCAACGCAGUGCCGUACCUCUACCCCUUCCCGUUCCCUGAAGUCGCAUCCUCCUCCACUUCCGACCCCUUCUCCUCCCGCCGCACAGUCCGUCGCCCCGCCUCUGCCCCAACAAACGUCUUCUCCCUCGUCGAGUUCUUCACCUACCGCCCGCCCUCGGACGACCCUUUCACGCCCGUCUAUCCGGAAGACGUCCAGUAUUGGGCUGGGACUAUCAUGCGUAACGCGUGUCGGAAGGACGAUGCCAGCGGAGGGAUUAGGCAGUGCGCGAACAUGUUGUGUGGGAAGUGGGAGGGGUAUGCGAGGGAGUUUGCCAAGUGCAGGAGGUGCAGGAGGGCCAAGUAUUGCUCAAAGAUGUGCCAGUCCGAGGCGUGGAACCAGGGUCACCGACACUGGUGCCACAAGAUCACGAGCCGUCGUCAUGGUGCACACGGGCACGACGGUUCGUCGCGCAGCGCCGCCCUCGCAGGCGCGACCGACUCGGCCGCCGACUCGGGCAACUCGACUCCCGCCUCGCCUGCUGUCGCGGCUGCCGAGGGAGGGUUCCCGCCUGACCUUGCGCAGCGUCGACGGAGGCAUCACCACCAGCGUCGACGGCGUGAGGCGGAAGACGACGAGGAGGACGAGGACGAUGAGGAGCUGGAGGAGUUGCCUGCGCCACCGGCGGGGGACUCGACUACCCCUCGCGCACGGCCUGUCGCCCUCCACCCGUCGGCUCAGACGCCACCUGUCCCGCACUCGCGCCGUCACCACGCCUCGCACCGCCUGACGGACAGUGUCGCGACUCCGCCUCCUCCCGCUCCUCCCGCGACGAAUGCCGCCGCUGGUCCCGGAGGACGAAACGGCGUCUUCCCGCCCGGCCUCCCACCUGGCAUCGCCACGGCCGAGGAAGGCGGCAUGCCUGUCGGGAUCGACGAGGACCAGGUCGCGCGCGAGAUGUUGGCUGGCGAAGGAGGCGUGUUCGAUGGCGGUGUCGUCCGCGUGCAGGCGAACUAG
Rhodotorula toruloides NP11 is the source of this 2619-nucleotide messenger RNA. Its product is annotated as zinc finger, MYND-type protein, regulation of budding-related protein. Bases 1 to 2619 code for a protein of 872 amino acids. The record is from RefSeq and is a predicted model, not a curated record. Gene Ontology annotation, biological process: ubiquitin-dependent protein catabolic process; establishment or maintenance of cell polarity. Lineage: Eukaryota; Fungi; Basidiomycota; Microbotryomycetes; Sporidiobolales; Sporidiobolaceae. Gene Ontology annotation, cellular component: MUB1-RAD6-UBR2 ubiquitin ligase complex. The transcript is spliced from 3 exons.